Sceloporus undulatus (fence lizard) is the source of this 5887-nucleotide messenger RNA. RefSeq names its product platelet derived growth factor subunit B (gene PDGFB). NCBI's taxonomy places the organism in Eukaryota, Metazoa, Chordata, Lepidosauria, Squamata, Phrynosomatidae. The record is from RefSeq and is a predicted model, not a curated record. The coding region runs from base 1171 to 1926 and encodes 251 amino acids. The transcript is spliced from 8 exons. Gene Ontology annotation, cellular component: membrane. Gene Ontology annotation, biological process: positive regulation of cell migration; positive regulation of ERK1 and ERK2 cascade; platelet-derived growth factor receptor signaling pathway. Gene Ontology annotation, molecular function: platelet-derived growth factor receptor binding; growth factor activity.
GAUAGGUAGAUCAAAGAUAUCCUUCAGAACCACUGAGGUGGCAGAAUGGAAAGCACACAGAUUAAUCUUGUCUCAGAAAACGUCUGAGAGAGGAUGAGAGGAGCCAACAGAGGCACCCACACAACUUCUGCUCUCUGCUGGGAGAGCUCCCUUCCCUCCCUUUCUCGCUUUGUCCUGGAGGAACAAAAUUCCCCCGUUUCUCCCACUUUGAAGGCAAGGAGGGGUGUUGCUGCGCUCACACUGUGUUUGUGAUGGAAGCCAAGAGAGGAGUUCCUACACGCCUUUUCUCCACCCCUUUUCUCUCUCUUCUCCUUUAAAAGAAGGAAGCACUGAAAGGCGAGCACCUUAUUUUUCUGCAAGACAGACUACAACUCAGAGCCCCAAGCUAGCUCUCUCCCUGGUGCUGCCUUUUUUUCCCACCAGAGCCUACACUUUUUCUUGCUCUUUCAGAGUCCAAGAGGAGCAGCAGAGGUUCAGUCUUGAGACUUUGCAAGACCUUCUCAGACUUUGCAAGACGCCCCCCAGCUCUCCCCCCAGAGCCAUUUGCUCACCUGUCUGCAAAUCUAACUGGAGCCCCAAGACUUUCUUGCCCAACCAAAGUCAGGAAAGAAGCCUCCAAGCAGCCAUCUAAUCUUAGGAGGACAUUCAAAACCAAAGAAGGAGGAGGAAUUGGGGAAAGGAAGCAUUUGAAGAAGUCAAACAAGGGACCCAGGAAGACCUCUCUGUUCUUCCCCUACACUUUUUAAUACUUUGAUGCCCAACUUUGGAAGGAAUACUGCAAGUCCUUUUUGGUUCCUGCCAAGCUAAGGCUUUUUUCUCUGCCCUUAAAGGAAGAAGUCCUGAUUUCAGCAUCCAAAUAUUUAUGUAUAUAUAUAUUGGAUGGGAAGAGUUUCCCUGUUUGUUUCUCCCACCUUGUUACUUAUGUCGUCUCUUCUCAAUGGAGAAGGCAAACAAGUAACCCUGAUCUUUUUUCCCCUUUGGGGUUGUUAGAAGACUUUUUUUUUUUGUACCAAAGGACUUUUGUUGUGUGUGUCUGUGUAUCUGUUUGUUUGUUUCCUGGAAAAGAAGACACAAGUUUGGAGGAAAGAAAUGAAGGAGUCCAGACCCCCUUCUGCAGGACUGUAGGCACCCCUAUUUCUAUUUUUAAAUAAAGAAAGGCUCCCUCCUUCAAUGUGUCUGGAACUGCUGGGGAUUGGAGUCGGCAUGCAUUUCGGAGUGAUCUUCAUGUCUCUCUGGUACCUGCCACUCGUCAGCAGUGAGGGAGACCCCAUCCCUGAAGAGAUAUAUGAAAUGCUGAGUGACAGCUCGGUGCGCUCCAUCAGAGACCUCCAACGGGUUCUGCGGAUAGACUCCGUAGAAGAAGAUAGCUCUAGUUCAUACCUGAACUCCACCAGAUUACAUCCUGGUGAAAAUCCUGUUCCUUUGUCCCGAGGGAGACGCAGUCUGGGUGGAGAAGAACCAGUUGAAGCAGCAGUACUUGCUGAAUGCAAGACACGGACUGAGGUGUUUGAAAUCUCCCGGAACUUGGUGGAUCCCACUAAUGCCAACUUCCUUGUGUGGCCGCCAUGUGUGGAAGUGCAGCGGUGCACAGGCUGCUGUAAUACCCGAAGCAUGCAAUGUCGCCCCAUGCUGGUUCGUGUGCGACACAUCCAGGUAAAUAAGAUUGAAAUUGUCCGAAAGAAGCCAGUCUUCAAUAAAGCAAUUGUGGCCUUGGAAGACCACCUGGAAUGUCGAUGUGAGGCAGUUUCACCCCGAUUUCUCAGUCGACCGAGUUCACAUGAGCACAGAGGUGUUCCACCACCAAGCACUGUAGCUUCUCUUCCGACAAGGGCACAAGUGCACCGGUUGCUGCCACGAAAGAGGAAGCAUCGGAAGUUCAAGCAGUUACAUGAUAAGAAGGCAUUGAAAGAAAUCUACCCAGCAUAGAGGUGCUGGCAGGCAAAAGUGCAAAUGACAGGUUUAUUAUUUAAUAUAUUUGCUGUAUUACCCCCAUGGGGUUCUCAGAGUUUCUUUCCGUCCAUCCGCCUCAAUGCUAUUUUGGACGGCAAAUGGUGCUUCCUGAUCCCUCGCUCACUGGACUUUCACCCACCAAAGUUUACCAUUGGAGUUCUCCCUUCUUAAUUGCAUUCUCCCAAAGGAAUAAAACUGAGGUGGGGAAUGAACAGAAGAAAAUGCAGCCACUUGGAUGGACAAUAUGCUUCCUUCUGCAAGAGAUGCAGGGGAAAUGUGGCAAAGACUUGUGAUUCCAGUCUCCACUUGGGGUGGGGUGGAUCAGGAGGAUAAGAAGGUUUCCCCCCCCCCUUCUUCCUUUUCCUUUUCCAUCCAGCAGUUAGUUGGACUCAGACUGUUUACAGUGACACUGGGCACAAGUCAAGGCAGUCAGAGUGACAACCAGUGACAUCAAAUGCACUAAGGACUUCUAUUGUCAUGUCUGAAUAGAAUAUUUUUAAUUGUGUGUAUGUAUAUUUUUAUUUGUAAAACCACUAAACCAUGUCAUGCCUCGGGGAACAGAACCAAUGAAAGCAAAGUACAUGUACCAACAAUUUUUGCUGUUUACAAGCUGGUGUAUGAAGAGGAAGAGAGGAGCUGUCCUCUAGGGGAAUCACUGCCCCACCUAUCCCAGAAUACCCUCAGGUCUAAGAGGCCUUCUUGGCACAUGAUUAUAAGGCAGGCAUGGCUUAUCUGGUUUCCUAUCUCCUCUUUCAGUUGAACUUUGUAAUUUCUUUUCUAUUUUUUUUUAGUGGUAUGGAUCACUGUGAGGUUUUGUUCAUGGAUUUACAUAAAGUAAAGUCAAGAUUACCACCCUGAGUGAACUGGGCUCCUAGCUUGCUAGUCUGCUAUAUGGUCACUGUCUCCAUUACUUCUAACAUCAGGCUAUAACACUAUUGUUAAUUGAAGAUGAAGGCCAUAGAGAGCUUGGAAAAGUUAUUUUGCAUGACAAUACCCACAGUAUCACUCUGACCACACUCCAAUUUGUCAGACUUUGGAUGUAGGGCCAGGUUUGGUUAAUACUUGAGACAGAUGUGACCAGGGAAUACCAGUGAUCUCCAAAGUAAGGCUGGGAAGGAUUCCUAGGAUCUAGAAAAGUCAAUAGUCUGGCUUCAAUGCUCCUACAGUCCUCUAGCCAACAUGGUGCUUAGCCAUCCUACCCAGGGCAUUCUGGGAAACACGAAAGCAUUCCAGGCUCUGGCCUUUAGCAAAUGUCACCUCCAAUGGCAGCGUGGAGAGAUUGGUGCUUGAAACUAUGGAAAGGCAAGGCUAAUUUUUGUAAACAAUUGUGGAUUCAGUGGAUUGUUGCAAUUAGUGAAUUUACUUCUACAGUAUCAGCAUUCCCCACUUUCAUCUCUUGACCUUAUUUCCAAACACUGUAAUUACUCCUUCUCUGGUACAGUCAUUAAUAUCCAGUUUCUAUCUCAUAUUAGUAACCUCAGGAUAACAUCCACUGAUCUAAAGUAAUUGGAGUUAUGAAAAGCCUAAUCAAAGCUGCAAACAUUUGUGUACAAGAGGUCAUAAAGAUGCAUCCCCAAAUGCCAAAACCUUAUUCUGCUAUCUAACCACAGUUCCUGGACAAGGAUCCAGUGGGUAGUAUCUAACACAACUGCUGAGGGCCAAGAGAACAAACAGAAUGAACAGCCUCCGAUCAACUGUUUGCUAUGAUUAGAAUUCUGUUUCCAUUGCAUGCCUAGGUUUUGCCUUUACCUUGAACUGAAGGCCUAUUUAAAGGGUUCAGAAAUGUUUCCAAAUUACCAAAAAAUGGAAUUCACUGAAGGUUUUGUGUAACUGGACAGACUAGGAUAGUGGCCUAUUUUCAGGAACUACUGGGAAAAAAUUAAAUAACAAGGAAAGGGAAUUGGUUGCCUACAUAUCCUUAGAGAACAGGGAGUAGAGAAGGCAUCAUAACUUUUACCUCUUUAGGGAUUAUAGACAUUUUCAUCCCUUGUGGGUCAUUACAGUCUCUUUUUGCAAGGGAGAAAAAGCAAGUAGGAAUAUUGAAGUUGGGUGGGAAUGAACAGACAGAAUUUGCUUAAGGUAGCUUUCCCCAGUCUGGUGCUAUCCAAAUGUAUUGGACCACAAAUACACCACAACCAUGGUGAAUGAGGUUAUAGAACUUGUUAACUUGUAUGGAGGGUGCUGGGUUGCUGUGUAUUGGGAGGCAAGGCUACAUUUCUGGAGAUGAAGCCCUUCUUUGUGUGUAAUUUACUCUCUGCUGGUUGCUUUAGAUAUUUAUCUGAUCCCUAUUCUGGAACUUUAAGCAACGUAGAGACCCCCUAUCAGCCACUGGUUGAUGUUGGGUAUAGAGGGAGACAGUGACAACCCCCCCCCCUCUGAACAAAUCUUGCAAAGAAAACCAAGCAAUAUGUUUGUCUUCAGGUUGCCAUAAAUUGGAAAUGACUUGAAGGCACAUAAUAGCAGCAAAAGCAGCAUGUUGUAGUGGUUUGGGUGUUGGAUUAAGAUUCCAACAAGCCAGCAUUCAAAACCUUCCUCAUCUAUGGAAAGCCACUGGAUGAUCUUGGGCAAGACACACACUCUCAGCCUUACAGGAAGGCAAUGCAACACCCACCUCAUCCCCCAAUAAAUCUUGUCAAGAAAACCCUAGGACAGAGGAAGGAACUGGCAAAAUGGCCUUUAAGUAUUCCUUGUUUAAGAAAACCCUAUGCAGUUUAUUGGGUCAGCAGGUGACUUGAAAGCAUAUAUGCAUAUAUUGCAGUUGACUUGAAGGGAUAUAAAAAUAUCGAGAUUGCAAUUUGAACAGACUGUAUUAUCUGGAAACUUUCAGCUGCAUCUCAGAUGGACAGCUGACUGGAUGUGGGGCUGGGGCCCAGUAACAAUACAGAUGUAUUUGUUAGAAAAUGACAGAAGUAUCGUGUAAUUUUGCCUGAGGAAAUGAAGCUCUUCAAACUUGCUAGAAGAAGUCUGGAGGAGAAUGAAGAACCUUCCUUCAACCAUCUAAAAUACAGAAAGCAUGCUAAAUCAGCCAGAGGUUUAAAAUUAUCCAUUGUCCAGCAUGGAUAUAGGUGGGUAGAAUCUGUUAGGGAAACCACAGCCCUGAGCUUGCAAGAUCUGAGCAGGGAUGUUGAUAAUGGGAACUUUGAGUUCUCUCAUUCAUAGGGCCAUCAUAUGUCGAAGUUGACUUGAAGGCAGCUAACAGCAACCAACUUAGCUAUGAAACCCAGGCUUUCAACCCUUUGCAUGGCACACUUAUACUUCUGGCUCCAUUUACUUAUAUGGAAUGAAUGGAAGAGCCGGCAGUCAGGAGCCUGCCAUCUCUUGAUGGAAGAGUUGCAAUGGGGAGGGGGGCAUGAAAAGAAUGGCGCUCCUAUGCCUGAAGCAAAUUCCAGUUGCAGGUAUUUUCCCUUGCAUCUUGCAAAUAUAUUGUACUUAUAUUUCAUUCACUUGUACACAAUAAGGAGGCAGGAAGGUACAUAGUGGUCUAGACCUUGAAUCAUACAGUCCAAUAAAGGAUGGAGGAUUGAUUUCCUCUCUUGGGCUGAAUUUCUGUGGAUCUCCUGGAGUUCAAGCAGCUUUUUGUACUACCUAUUGUACUGGGUUGGUCGAAUUUUCCUAUAGAUAUUUGGCAAAAUUCUGCUUAGUGGCCUUAGUGUCAAACAAUUUGUGUUUAACAGCAUGGUCAGGCUUUUUACUGGCAAAUAAAUGAAUAAACCGUACAGCAACAGCUAUGGCCUCAGAAUAUCAUUCUCUAAUGUAGACUAAUAACAAGACAAAAAAAGUCCAAUAGAAACAGUUUGGAGCCAUACACUUCCUGUUUACUAAUCUUGCUUUCUAAGAUUAAAAAAAACCACUUCUUACUGUUCGAUUUUACUCUCUGUCUUAAAAAAUGUUUUCCUGCAUUUUCCCCAUUUGUAAGGAAGAAAAAUCCUUUCUCUUC